AUGCAUCGUGGACAGGCGGGCCUAGCCACGCCCCUCGCCCUGGCGGUCAAGCAGCUGGGCUCGCCCUCGGACGACGAGAUCGAGCGGCUCGAGGAGUUUGUCGACGAGUCGCUCUACCAAGGCAGCUCCGCCAGAGACCGCUGCUCGUGGAACGAGUGCUGGUCGGAGCAGCACUCGCUCGAGCGCGCGUACAACUACCCGCACGUGACCGCCGUCUACUGGUCCCUCUACCGCCUCGGCCGCCGCUUCCGGCCCGCCCGGGUGAGGCGGCACGGAUGGCGCUGGUACCUGCAGCGCGCGCACGGCACGGCGAUGGGGAUGUGGGAGCACGGUGGCGAGGUAUUUCCGCACGAGCAGCAGCGCGUGGCGGGGCAGGCGUGGAGCAAGGUUGGAAACGGCCAGGGCACCGCUCAGUGGGGGCUGAUGGUUGGCUCCAUCUUUGAGUCGCUGCUUCGCGACCUCCUCCUUGAAGGGUGGGCCAACGAGGCGGCGGGCCUGCGGCGGGGCAUCUCUUUACUAGCGGCUGACUAA
This is a messenger RNA of Emiliania huxleyi CCMP1516, 531 nucleotides long. RefSeq lists its product as hypothetical. NCBI's taxonomy places the organism in Eukaryota, Haptophyta, Isochrysidales, Noelaerhabdaceae. The coding region runs from base 1 to 531 and encodes 176 amino acids. The record is from RefSeq and is a predicted model, not a curated record. The transcript is spliced from 6 exons.